Molecule: messenger RNA, 5011 nt
Organism: Oryzias latipes (Japanese medaka)
Lineage: Eukaryota; Metazoa; Chordata; Actinopteri; Beloniformes; Adrianichthyidae
Source: RefSeq, a predicted model, not a curated record
UGUUUAUAGAAUUUUACAAAGAAUUGUUUUCUUACUAUAAAAAAAUCUCGAGUCAAAGGCGUCUUGGGUUAUCCACAACAUAACUUUCCCUUCUUUGUGGCAUUCGCUCCAAGUUGCUAGCGGUUUCCUUCCUUCUACCUUUAAAAAAACAAACCAAAAAAGAAAAAAAAAAAACCGACAUCCUCGUGUCCGUCUGGUCUCCAUUGAAUUGUCAGCAACAGCUCGCUAGCAAACAUCUUUAUUGUCACUUCCACUCUUAGCCGAUUCGGCGUCAGUUUACACUUGUUGCUACGUUGUUGUAGUGUGUGUGGAGACCGGAGCCACACUUCUCCCGGCUCAAUCCCAGCAGGACUCAUCGGCUCCAGCUAAUGCUAAUGUCGGCACAGCCACAAGAACAAGUUUGCGAUGAGUUACGACCAGACCUGGGGUCGUAUCAGGGGGAUUUUACCCCCUUCGCAGCUUCAUUUUAUCUAUUCUUUUUAAUCUUGUGGAAAUUGAGCAGGGAAGUAAUUGCACCGCUGGUUCUGGUUCUUCCAACUGGAACGGUCGUCUGUCUCACACAGCCUUCAUAAACCCUAAUGGCAGGAGGAGUAAGUUGUCAGAAUGCAGAACGCAGAGGGAGGGUCAGACACCACAACCACUGUGGCAGCGCUGCGGACGUCAUCAUCAGCCCAGGCGCCUGUGGUACAACCCGUCCCAGCUUCACAGCAGAGGGUGCUGGUUCAAGCUGUGGGCUCUGCUCAGAAAGGAGGACAAGUACAGCAGAUCUCAGUACCCAGAGUUCAACAGGUCCCUCAGCAGGUGCAGCAGGUGCAGCAUGUCUACCCAUCCCAAGUCCAGUAUGUUGGAGAAGGUGGAGAGGCUGUUUAUACAAAUGGAACUAUCCGAACAGCUUAUUCCUAUAAUCCUGAGAGUCAGCUGUACGGGCAAAACAGUGGGGGAACAUACUUUGACUCUCAGGCUGGUGGAGCUCAUGUCACCACAGUGGUCUCCUCUGCCAGUGGUGGUGUGCCCCCCCAUGGCAUGGUUGGUAUUGCUAUGGAAGUGGGCAGUGGUCACAUCAUCUCCAGCGGCAGCCCCUACCUGAUCCACGGGGGAAGUAUGGAGGGAAGUCGCAACCAUAUAUCUCACUCAUCGCGCUCCUCCUCAGCUAUGCUUGAAAUGGCGAUUGAAAACCUCCAAAAGUCUGAAGGAAUUGCAAGUCACAAAAGCAGCCUGCUCAACAGCCAUCUGCAGUGGCUGCUGGACAACUACGAGACGGCGGAGGGGGUGAGCCUGCCCCGCUGCUCCCUGUACAACCAUUACUUGCGACACUGUCAGGAGCAGAAACUGGAUCCAGUCAACGCAGCGUCUUUCGGCAAACUCAUCCGCUCGGUCUUCAUGGGCCUGAGAACCCGCCGCCUUGGCACCAGAGGCAACUCCAAGUAUCAUUACUAUGGCAUCCGGGUGAAGCCAGACUCUCCACUCAACCGGCUGCAGGAGGACACCCAGUACAUGGCCAUGAGGCAGCAGCCGGUCCACCAGAAGCAGAGGUUCAAGCCUCUGCAGAAGGUGGACAGCAUGUCUGACAGUCUGUGCGGAAGCUCUCAGGCCUGCAACAGCACUCCGGAGCAGUCAGUGGCCGCACAGAGCCAACACCACCAGCACUACAUUGAUACGUCUCACACCUUGCCUCAGUUUCCCCCUCUUGACGUGGGCUCCCAGCCUCUGCCCGAGCGCAUCAACAUGGGUGACAUCAAGAAGCUGAAAACGCUGUACAGAGACCACUGUGAGGCCACUUUGGAUGUGGUGAUGAAUCUCCAGUUCCACUACAUUGAGAAACUCUGGCAGACCUUUUGGUGUUCAACGGCGCCAUCUAGUGAUGGAAGCACAUCCAUCCCCAGCAGCGAUGAUGACAUGGAAGGUUCGAUUCCCAGAGAGAAGCUGGUGGCUCUGUGUAAAUAUGAACCAGUCCGAUUGUGGAUGAGGAGCUGCGACCACAUCCUCUACCAGGCUCUGGUGGAGGUCCUCAUCCCUGAUGUGUUGCGCCCCGUUCCCAGCACUCUCACUCAGGCUAUCAGGAACUUUGCCAAAAGUCUGGAGGGCUGGCUAACCAACGCCAUGACCAGCUUCCCCCAAGAGAUUGUUCGCACUAAGGUGGCAGUGGUCAGUGCUUUUGCGCAGACUUUGAGACGUUACACGAGUCUGAACCAUCUGGCCCAGGCAGCACGAGCCGUCCUCCAGAACACCUCCCAGAUCAACCAGAUGCUCUCGGAUCUGAACCGGGUGGACUUUGCCAACGUUCAGGAGCAGGCGUCCUGGGUUUGUCAGUGUGACGAGAGCGUGGUGCAGCGUCUGGAGCAGGACUUUAAGGUCACCCUGCAGCAGCAGAGCUCUCUGGACCAGUGGGCCACUUGGCUGGAUAAUGUGGUUUCUCAGGUCCUAAAGCCUCACCAAGGGAACCCAAGCUUCCCAAAAGCUGCUCGCCAGUUCCUGCUAAAGUGGUCUUUCUACAGCUCCAUGGUGAUCAGAGAUCUGACCCUGCGCAGUGCUGCCAGCUUUGGCUCCUUCCACCUGAUCCGCCUGCUUUACGACGAGUACAUGUUUUACCUGGUGGAGCACCGCGUGGCUCAGGCCACCGGAGAAACCCCGAUCGCCGUCAUGGGAGAGUUCAGUGACCUGAGCUCCAUGAUGCCAUCUCUUAUGGAGAAAGAUGCCUCCGACGAGAUGAGCGGCAUGGGCAGCGACGCCGAUGCGUCCAGAGAAAUCUCCGAACCGUCUGUGAAGAGGGAGAGGAUCGAAAUGAGCCAAUCUCUGCAGGAGAUGUGAGUCCAGUCCGAACAGGGACCGGCGUCUCUGCGAGAAGGCGGUUUCUGGGGCCUUUUUACGGUGUGCAAUGUACAUAGAGAAAAAGUGUAGCAGUGUCAGUCAUCCAGAUGUUAAACAUUCUUUAUUGUUGUUUUUUUUUUUGUUUGUUUGAAAUUUAACUCACGGGGAUGUAACACAGGCCGGAUUGUUUUCCUGUUGUAACUGUGAAUGAAUUUUGUGUAAUAUAUUCUUUUUUUUUUGAUUCCUCAAAUCUUCUACAGUCAAGUCUCAAUUAGCUGUGCCAUGGUGACAUCUGAGUGCCUUAGCUGUGUUUGAAACCACCACUACAGAUGUCUGCCUGUGUCCCUCAGCUGUGCCUCAACCGCAGUAUGAAUGUAUCGUCUCCAAACCUCAGAAACUUUCCAAGCACCUUUAACGUCGACUAGGUGUCGCUUUGCUCUCCUUGUUGCCUCCGCUGCAGCUCCGACACGGGAAGAAGACCGUGCAGCCUACAGAUCCAAAGGACUUUUCUCCGUUAUUCCCACUAGCGCCGCGUCAGGCAGUGAGAUGUGAAGAGGAAAAAUAGUCUCCAAACAUUUGUGUGGGUAUCAGACUGGAUUUGUAACUCAUACAGUACAUUCUGUGCGUAAUUGCGUAUUCACACGUACACCCGAAUGUUAAAAAUGUACAAAUACACACGCAUAACUUGAAAUUACUGUAGCUUAAAAUGAACUACUAAUACAAAAUGUUCCUACGAAUCUUUAAAUAGUUCAAACCCACACAUCUAUGCACAGAUUAGUUGCAAGUGCAGGAGGGGUUUUGACUCUUCUCACGCCUCUAGAUUUGAGUGAAUGAUGCGUUUAAAUAUUUCUAGAAUGCUGGGUCGUCAGAGUUUCUUUUCACCCUUUCUCUCUAAAUUUAUUCCACCACUUUCUGUUACCCAUGUUAUCAUUUUAAUGUUUUUAGUUUUUAAAAUUAACUUUGAGUGCUGAGAUGAUCCUUUUUUUUUAUUUUUUUUAGUAUUUGUCAACUCAGCAACACCCAUACUAGCAGCACUUAAACGCAUCAAAUAUGCACAAAUCUGAAGAAAUGUACUUGGAUCUGCGCAUAAAUGUGAUUUUGAGUGUGUGUAUGUAUCAGGUAGGUGUGUGUACCAUUUAAAGUUUUGUGCGUUUUGAAUUAAUCGUCUUAAGCUGCUGUAAUUUCCAGUUGUGCCUGCGUAAAGUGCAUUUUAUAUUCAUGUUUUUGAUAUUGAUUGUACAUGUGAAUACACAACUUCAAGUACACAUAGUUGCACACAAAAUGUAUCAAAGGAGUUACAAAUUAAGAAUUAUGCACGCACAAAUGUUUGGAGACUAUUUUCUCUCCUUAGUGGACCUUGUGUGGCAGCAGUCUGUAAUGACUUGCUUAACAUUUCAUUUUACCUCAGAUCUCUGCGCUGUGCUCAGUUUAGUUCAGGAAGCAGUUCUACGUUGGUUCCGUUUGAAAUCUACUUCAUUUCCUUUGAAAAUCUGAACUUUUGGACCUGGAAACAGACAUCCUUAAGGAUCUUCACACCCCUGCUUUAGAAACUCUGCUAAUACAACAAAGAUGUCUUCAUUUUCAGUGAAAAUGUGCACAGGUUUUUGGGAGAAUAACCAAGAUCACCUGAUUUUUUUGUUUUAAAGAACAUAAAAAUAUCUUUAGACAAACUUAUUUCUUGUGCGACUCAGCUGAUGCGACUUUACUUUACGUGAAAGGUAGAGAAUUUCCUUUAACUGCAGGUCUGCAGUUUCAUACAAACAUGAAACAAAAGGGGGAAAAAAAGAUUGGAACUAAUCUGAUUCAUAAACUUUGUGUUAAAAUGUGGUUGUUUUAUUCUUCCCUUGAUGUUUUCCUCCACAGGAUUUUGUUGUAGCAUUGAUUUUGAGUUAUUUAAGGCUGUCUGUAACUCGUGCCUGUCACAGUAAUUUGCCUUAAAAAGUGCUUUCGGGGAAAAAAAAAACUUCUAUGUGUACUUUGUAAUCUUUUGUAAUGCUGUUUUAGAUUUAUUUGGCGAAUUAUUAUUUUUAUUGAUCUAGGUUGUUCUUACAAGUAUACUGAACCUUUAUUUUUGUGUAUUUUUAAAGCUGUUCUUGACUCUGCUUUAACAAGCCUAAGGACAGUAGAUGGUCUGUAAUAAACUGCAUAGUUGGCUGUAUUUUGUACUUUGUCACGAUGUGUAAUAAACGUAAACCAAACACUU